Sardina pilchardus (European sardine) is the source of this 3126-nucleotide messenger RNA. RefSeq lists its product as uncharacterized. The record is from RefSeq and is a predicted model, not a curated record. The transcript has a single exon. Lineage: Eukaryota; Metazoa; Chordata; Actinopteri; Clupeiformes; Clupeidae. Gene Ontology annotation, molecular function: aspartic-type endopeptidase activity; nucleic acid binding. Gene Ontology annotation, biological process: proteolysis; DNA integration. The coding region runs from base 1 to 3126 and encodes 1041 amino acids.
AUGCUGGAUGAUGUCACUCUGCCCCUCCUCCUUGACACAGGGGCCACUGUGUCACUUUUGAAUUUAGUAACCUAUAAGCGUUUCUUCUCCCAUAAGCCACUGGGACCAGCCUCUACAACUUUGCGAGGUUAUGGAAAUUCUGAAAUAGACAUAGUGGGCUCUCUACAGUUGCCUGUACGCUACGGGGGGAAGGCCCUACCGACAUUCACCUUCCAUGUGUCACGCCAUGGGACCAACCUACUUGGCCUUGACCUCUUCAACGGCCUCGGAUUCACCCUACUGGAUACAACAGGCUCAGAAAUCCACACUGUCGCCACCCCAGAGCACCAACAGUGGCCAACAUUGUUUGACGGGGUGGGUUGUCUCACUGCUUUUGCCCAUCAGCCCCUGGUAGACCAUACCGUAACACCAGUGGUGCAACCACUCCGCCGUUCCCCUCUAGCACUGCGGGAUGACAUCUCAUCUGAGCUACGGCGCAUGCUAGAUGAGGACAUAAUUGAGCGUGUGAAUGCUUCGCCGUGGAUAUCCAACCUGGUGGUGGCGAAAAAGAAGACAGGAGGCCUGCGCAUCUGCGUGGACCUCAGAGCUGUAAAUAAGGCCAUAAUACCUGAUCGCUACCCUUUGCCAACAACAGAGGAGCUCACAGCUCAGUUCUAUGGAUCCACUGUUUUUUCAAAACUUGACCUCCGCCAGGGCUACCUCCAAGUUCCUUUACACCCUGAUAGCCGCAACCUAACCGCCUUCAUUACCCAUGAAGGUGUCUUUCGCUACAAACGCAUGGCCUUCGGACUGAGCUCCGCUCCAAGCUGUUUUCAAAAAAUCAUGGCUUCCAUCCUGGCAGGGAUCCCGGGCGUGGCCGCUUAUCUUGACGACAUUGUUGUUCAUGGAACCACCACUGCAGUGCACGACGAACGCCUCCACAGAGUGUUUAAGGCAUUAGCGGAGCACCACCUCACACUCAAUGGAGACAAGUGUGUUUUUGGGGCCUCAGUCAUUGAAUAUGUGGGGUUCCGCCUCUCAGCUGAGGGCAUAAGCCCACUCCACUCGAACACAGAGGCCAUCCAGCGAGUCCCUGAGCCCACAUCACCAGCCCAGGUUGCGUCCUUCCUGGGGAUGACCGCAUAUUAUCUUCGUUUUUUGCCUCAGUACUCAUACACAACUGCUCCACUACGCAAGCUGAUGAAAAACGAUGAGCCCUGGCUCUGGACACCCGCCUGUGCCGAGGCGGUGCAUCGCCUAAAGUCACAGCUCACUUCACCACCGGUCUUAGCACACUUUGAUCCAGCCAGCCCCACACUUGUCACCUGUGACGCCUCUGCUAUCGCCAUUGGUGCUGUGAUGUCCCAACUCCAGGGUGGCGUGGAAAGGCCAAUCGCUUUUGCCUCUCGAGCACUCAGCCCUACAGAACAGCGUUACUCGGUAGGGGAGCGAGAGGCGCUAGCCUGCCUCUGGGCUUGUGAGCGGUGGCACAUGUACCUGUACGGACGCAAAUUCACCCUGAGAACAGACCACCAAGCACUCACCACUCUCCUGGCCACGUCAGGCACUGGCCACAAACCACUUCGUCUGCACCGCUGGGCUGACCGCCUACAGCAGUACAACUAUGGUCUGCAGUUCACACCAGGGCGUGACAAUGUGGUGGCCGACCUGCUGUCACGUUCAAUCCCUACUCAACCCACACCUCCGGUUGAGGAUCUUGAGCACGACCAAACAGAGCAGGACCUCAUACAGCUUCUCCAUGCACCACUUCAGGAAACUGUGUCACUGCGUGAGCUGGUGGAUGCUUCAGCAGCCGACCCUGUCCUCUCUGUAGUGUCAGCAUACAUUAGACAUGGCUGGCCUACAAAAGUACCAGAUGAGCUCUCACCCUAUUUCAGAAUCCGUGAGCAGCUGGCAUGCUGGAACGACACUUGUGUUGCUAGGGGGCUCUGCACUGUGGUCCCGAGUGCCCUUCGUGCGCGUGUUCUUGCUAUGGCACACGAGGGUCACUUGGGCAUAGUCAGGCUCAAACAACGGUGUCGGGACCUUGUUUGGUGGCCAGGGAUUGACAGAGACAUCGAGACCCUGGUCAGGGACUGCACCGCUUGUCUUCUCAGUGGCAAGACCCGGGCCCCAGGCCCGCCCCCACCCAUGCAACCCUUGAACUGGCCAUCCCAUCCAUGGGAGCACCUCCAAUUAGACGUCUGUGGAGAGUUACAUGGGGUGCCACACCACCAACGGUUUCUGGUCGUGAUCUAUGACCUCCACUCUAAGUGGCCUGAAGUUGCACCCGUGGGCUCCGUCACCGCCAAAGUGCUAAUUGACAUCUUAGACUCACUGUUUGCACGAUGGGGUUUGCCCAAGAAAAUCACCACCGAUAAUGGGCCUCAGAUGGUCUCACAUGAACUGUGCACCUACCUGAAAGAGAAAGGGAUUCAGCAUAUUCGCACGGCUUACUAUAACCCAUCAGCUAACGGGGGGGUCGAAAGGCUGAAUCAGUCCCUCAAGAAUGGAAUAAGGGCACACCUCGCUCAAGGGUGCACAUUUCAUGCCAGCCUCCUCCAGACGCUCUUACACUACCGCGCCACCCCACAUGCCACUACGGGAGCCUCCCCAGCAUCCCUCAUGCUGGGACGGGAGCUCCAGCUGCCUUUGGAUAGACUUCGCCCUGUUCUGGCCCAGGCUCCAGUUCAUCCAAUCCAAGCAAGGGUUAAUGCCCGUCAGAGCCAGAUGAAGAACUGGUUUGACCGGAGACGGCGAGCCAGGCCACCCGCCAUUGCUGCUCGAGACUGGGUCAGGAUCCGCCGACCCCACCGUGACAACAAACUGCAGUCGUUCUGGUCAGAUCCAGUCCAGGUCAGCCAACAGCUUGGGCCCGCCACAUUCAGGCUCGUGGAUGGCACUCGCUGGCAUGCCAGUCGUCUGCGCAAAGUACAGGCACCCUCUGGGCCAGGUCUGAACACGGCCCCAUGGUCUGACCUCGCAGCAGCCCCAGCUCUCCCACAACUCGACGCCCCAGCGCCUCCUGUCCAGCUAGAAGCCAUGGAAGCAACCCCUGACACCUGUGCCGACCACCAGCCUCGCCCAGCCCGUGCACAUACCCGGCCUGCACACUUGAAUGAUUUUGCAACUGAGUAUCACACUUAG